Messenger RNA from Lucilia cuprina (Australian sheep blowfly), 3258 nucleotides. Its product is annotated as MATH and LRR domain-containing protein PFE0570w-like. The coding region runs from base 305 to 2074 and encodes 589 amino acids. The transcript has 3 exons. Gene Ontology annotation, biological process: regulation of DNA-templated transcription. NCBI's taxonomy places the organism in Eukaryota, Metazoa, Arthropoda, Insecta, Diptera, Calliphoridae. Gene Ontology annotation, cellular component: nucleus. The record is from RefSeq and is a predicted model, not a curated record. Gene Ontology annotation, molecular function: DNA-binding transcription factor activity, RNA polymerase II-specific; RNA polymerase II cis-regulatory region sequence-specific DNA binding.
GUAUCAUACACACGACGACUCUACGGGUGACGGUUAACGUAAAAAUAUAUAUAUGUGUGUAUGUGUACAUAAUUUGUUUCGUCUUAUCAAAACUAGGAUCCCAAAUGUGUUCGUUUUAGUAGUUUCUAUAACAUUGAACAUAACAGUUCUUUCGGAGUGACGAAUAAAACUAUAUACAUAUAAAUGAUUUGAUAUUUAAAAACCAUAUGAUUUUUAACAAGUUUUUACUGUGAUAUUAGAAAUAAACUAAAAUAUUUAAAUAUUACUAUUAAUUAUUUUUAAAUGCAAAAAAGAUUAAAUCAAAAUGACCAAUAACAACACAAAUGAUAAUAAAAUUCCAACAACUUGGAAAAAAUAUGGUGAAGUUUAUUGCAAUAAUUUAGAGCAGUCGGUGUUUGUUUGUUCAAUAUGUUUACAAAAUGCGGACAAUAUUAAUAUGACAUAUACCACAAGUGAUGGUUCAGCAUUUUGGUGCCACAUACAGCAACAACACAUUUCAGUGGAAUAUGAAACUAUAGACAAAAUAUCAGAAGAAAUACGAAAUUUCACAAAAAAUGAAGUUGAGACUAAAGAGGAAAAUGAGGGAAAAGCUACAAAAAUGGAAGAAUCGGCAGAUUUUAAAAUUAAAAAUACUCAGAUAAAAUUGUUGGAGGAAUUUCAUGAAAAUUUGAUCAAAAAUAAUGUUUUAAAGGAAACAGAAGACAGUGACAUAUUCCAUGAAAUUAAUAUCGAAGGAAAGUCACAAGAAACUCAUGGGUCAUCUGAAGGAGAUGAUGUAAAGCCAAAUAUUAAAGUUGAGAAUAUGGAAAAAUAUGAGAAAAAAUUUUCAAAUUGCAACUACUAUUAUGACAAUGAAACCUAUAUAAUAUCAGAUGACGAUGAUGAUGAUGACGAAUAUGAUAAUGAUGAGGAAGUUAUAUUUACUGAAAAUAAUGAUAUUCUUAAUCAUAAAGACGAACCCAAACCACUUGUAGAAAGAAAUUACCUCAAACAUAAUGAUAUGAUUGAAAUAUCAGAUGAUGAAGAUAAUCAAGAUCAUAUUGAUACACUACCAAUCUCUCCUAUAUCAACAAAUGAAGACACUAGUAUAAAUGAAGUUAUCAAUACAAUGGAAAUAGAAACGUCGGAUUCUAAUCAAAAAAAUCAUCCUAUUGAGUUUGACAACGUGAGUUCUACUAAUAAUGAAGGAAAUAUUUCUUAUCAGCCAAAUACUAAUAUAAUGCAUUUAACAACCGGUAUACCCACACCAGAUGUAUCACCCUGCGAAUCUAUGUCAACUCAGCAUUUAAAUAUUCCCCAAGACAAUCAACAAACUGAAGGAUAUUACAGUAAUUCUGAGUCGAAUCGACUACAUCACUUGCCUAAAAAAAGAGUCGCAAACUUUAGAGCGUUCAAGUGCAACAUUUGUGGUUCACGAACCAUUAAUAAAACAAAUAUGGAAAAACAUCUACAACGAGUUCACAAUGUCUCACCACAAGAAUUUAAAAGUAAUGAAUUUUCUCACCAGCGGUACCAUCUUGUUCAGCAACCAUAUCACAACAAUCAGCAGAACAGUGAAACUAUGCACUUACUGAAAAAACCAUUUAAAUGCAAAAUUUGUAAUGCGAGAACGAGAACAGAGAUAAAUAUGAAAACGCAUCAGAUUUUACAUCAUAGCCCCGAUUCACAUAUAUUUACAAUAGUAUGUGGAAUAUGUAAGAAAAAAGUAUUAAGAACAAAGUUCCAAAGACAUUUGCUAUAUCAUACUUUGUCAGGGCACAAAUGUGAUUAUUGCGGAAUUGUCUAUAAACAAAAAUAUUAUCUUAAUAUUCACAUAAGAAAAUACCAUUCAGAGAGUAACUUAUGUUCGGUACCGGAAUAUUAUCAGCAAAUUAAUACAAAUUUUAACAUUCCACCUGAAAUUUAUCUGCAAAAUAAUCAGCAACACAACAAUCAAUCGACGAUAGUGACAUCUACAUUUAAUUCUACAGAUGUGAAUUUAUCUUCGGCAGAAGAGCAGCAGCUAAGAUAUCAGAAAUGCGAACAAAUAUGGAAACUUUUUGAGAGCAGUAAUAAUGUAAGACAUAAUUUAUGAUCAUGCAGACACCUCUUCUCAAUAUCUGUACAGUAGAGUGUUCCGAGAAAUAAACAGCCUUUUUAAGAAUCUCAUGCGCAAAUUCUUCUUAAUGCGUUUCGAUUAAUGUUACUUUUGUUUCAAAAUGAUUUAAGUAUUUUAAGUUUAUUUUUCUUUUAACCCGCCAAAUCGUAUUGUAUUUUAUAUUAUUCAACCACAAAAGAAUUUAAUUCCAGAAAAGAUAUUCUACGUGCAUGUAGUAUGCAUAUACAAAUGUAUGCAUUUUAUGUGAUUACAUACUUUUCAGUAAAAAAUAUCCAAUAACUUUAUGAUAACUAGAGAGUAAUUUUCUAAAAAACAAAAGACAAUUUGUAAGAAAUUCAAGUUUCUAAUUAAAAAUAUUUUUUUUUUUUAAUUUUCACGUGUUAUUUACAUUUUUGCUUAUAAAAAUUUUCAAAUUUGUCCAUUUUUGUAGAUGUAAUUCUACCCGGUGUUUUCCUGCUAUCAAAAAAAAACGUUUUAAUACCUUUUUAGGUAUUCCUAAAUAUAAUUUUAAAUUGAAAAUUUGAUGUCCUAAAAACCCAAACCUUGGACUAAUAAUUAUAGUGUUGAUGUUUUGGGAGUGAGUAUAAUACUAAACAUUAUUUAAUUUUUCUUAAAUCUAAAAAAGUGUUUAUUUGAUAAUUACAUUAUUUUGAAAUCAAUGUUUAAAAUAAAUGCUUAUUUGACAAUUUCAUUGUUUUGAAAUUGUUCAGAAUUGAACACGCAUUUAUUUAUGUUUAAUUUUGUUUAAGUAAAAUAAGAAAGAUCAUAAAUUAUAAGUUCAAGUGCAUGGGUUAGGUCAUAAAAAAUAUUAUAUACGUUUGUUUGUACUACAAAUAAAUAUGUAUUAUCGCUUUGUUUUUAGGACAAGCCGUAGCAGUGAUAAGAACUUUAGUUCUAAGAUGCACAUUAAUUCUGUUGUUUAUGUGACGCAUAAACCAUAUGUUAGAGUUAAUAAUGAGGCAUGAAAUAUAUUUAUAUCACUGAUGCAGUUAUUACCCCAUGCUAAGAUAGAAACAUUACACUGAUAAGACUGAAAGUACACAUGUGCACAAGAUGUCUUAUCAUAGUUCUAGUUAGUUUUAAGAUUUUUGUAUUUAGCUCUUAAGAUCAUUGAUUUUAAAUAAACUCUUAAUGUCUUACAAACAUUCAUUCGAACAGUA